AUGACACGAGCCAAUUAUAAUAAGUUCCUGCCCUUUUAUCUCGGAUUGUUAUUAUUGGCUUUCGUGUGUCUAAGUAAUGCUGAAGACCCUUAUCGAAAUUUCAAUUGGGUGGUUACUUAUGGACAGAUAUCUCCACUUGGCGUCCCACAACGGGGCAUACUUAUCAAUGGGAUGUUUCCUGGCCCGACUAUCGAAUGUGAAACUAAUGACAAUGUUAUUGUGAAUGUCGUCAACAAGCUGGACGAGCCUUUCCUCAUUACAUGGAAUGGAGUUCAACAGAGAAAGACGUCAUGGCAAGACGGAGUGUUGGGGACUAACUGUCCCAUCCCACCUGGAACCCAAUGGACUUAUCAUAUGCAAGUCAAAGAUCAAAUCGGUACCUUCUCCUACUUCCCUUCUAUCGGAAUGCAGAGAGCCGUCGGUGGUUUUGGGGCCCUUAAUAUCCAAGCUAGGCCUGUUAUUUUCAUCCCAUACCUUAAACCUGUCGCAGAGUUCACCGUACUUGUUAGUGACUGGUGGAAAUCUGAUCACAAGGCAUUAAGAGCUAUACUUGACUCUGGAAAAUCUCUUCCCAAGCCAAAUGGUCUCCUUAUCAAUGGAAGUCCUCGUGCCACGUCUUUCACUGGCCGAUCAGGUCAAAGGUACUUGUUUAGGGUGUCAAAUAUGGCGUUGGUAAGUUCGAUUAACUUUAGGAUCCAAGGCCAUACAAUGGUGAUGGUUGAAUUAGAAGGAGCACAUACCUUACAUGAAUCCUAUGAAUCACUUGAUCUUCAUCCGGGCCAGUCUGCUUCUUUGUUGGUUACCCUGCAUUCUCCUGCAAAGGAAUAUUUUAUCGUCGCUUCAACUAGAUUUACAAAAUCAGUUCUAACAGCUACUGGAAUCCUUAAAUAUGCUGGAUCCACUGCCAAAGCUUCUUUGCCAUUGCCUAUUGCACCUACUUAUCAGGUUCACUGGUCGAUGAAACAGGCCAGGACAAUCAGAUGGAACUUGACAGCAAAUGCAGCAAGGCCUAACCCUCAAGGUUCAUUUCACUAUGGAACGAUUCCAAUAACUAGAACGGUUGUGCUAGCAAAUUCAAAAUCUACAAUUGGUGGAAAGCUUAGGUAUGCAGUGAAUAAGGUGUCACACAUCAACCCAGCCACCCCAUUGAAGCUUGCUGAUUAUUUUAACAUUCCUGGAGUCUAUAAACUAGACUCGAUCAAACCUGCACCUCCUGCUGGCCCUGCAGUUAUUGCCCCAUCUGUAAUGGGCUUUGCUCUUCAUGACUUUGUUGAAAUCAUCUUCCAAAACAACGAAAACUCUCUUCAGACAUGGCAUCUUGAUGGUCAUGAUUUUUGGAGUGUCGGUUUUGGUGGUGGGACAUGGAAUUCGACACUGAGAAAAAGAUUCUACAAUCUGAACGAUGCUACUUCACGAUACACAGUCCAGGUUUACCCAAAAUCUUGGAGUGCGAUAUUGGCAUCACUGGACAACAAGGGAAUGUGGAAUUUGAGGUCAGCAAACUGGCCUAGGCAGUACUUGGGACAGCAGUUGUAUGCUCGAGUGUGGAAUAACGAGAAGAGUCUCUUCACUGAAUAUGACAUACCUCAAAACGCAUUGCGUUGUGGCAAGGCAAAGUAGAAAAAAUACGUUAGAAAUUUGUGUUUGGAA
Messenger RNA from Erigeron canadensis, 1650 nucleotides. RefSeq names its product L-ascorbate oxidase homolog. Gene Ontology annotation, molecular function: copper ion binding; oxidoreductase activity. The record is from RefSeq and is a predicted model, not a curated record. NCBI's taxonomy places the organism in Eukaryota, Viridiplantae, Streptophyta, Magnoliopsida, Asterales, Asteraceae. The coding region runs from base 1 to 1620 and encodes 539 amino acids. The transcript is spliced from 8 exons.